AUGGAACAGUUUGUCACUACGAAACUCCAAGAGAAAGAAGAUUCAUUCCCACACCCAGACGAUGACAGGUCCACUAACAAGGUUAAGAUUCGAGAUUUAUCCAGCCAGGAUGACACGAACAUGCUAUCCUAUGACCUCAUUACUCCAUCGGACGAUGAGCCGAUAGAUGAGGAACCGAUUGUAACAGAAAGCAUCAACACUGGCACUAGCUCGAAAGUCUCUCCGCCUUCGUUCAAAGAUAUGCUGCCCAACCAAUUCACUGGACACAGUGGGGGAGAGGAAGACUUGGAGUUCCACAAAGGAGACAUUAAUAUAGACAAAAUAGGACCCAUUCCUUCCAUUGCUUUCUCGCCGCGUAUACAUAAACUGCUCAGUGAUAGCAUGAAAUAUGCGGUGGUGGUCAAAAUGCUUGGCGGAUAUAUCAGGUAUGAUGAUUUAAGAAACAACAUGUUAAGCCUUUGGAAGCUUAUAGGGACAGUGCAGGUUACCGAUGUGGAAGGCAACUGCUUCAUUGCCAAACUAAGCAGCAAAAGAGAUUACCAUGAAGUUCUCCUGGGGGGCCCUUGGGUCAUCUUCAGUCACUAUCUUAUGGUUCAACCGUGGUCCCCAAAUUUCUCCCCACACUUGCACACUUCGUCAAAAGUUUUGGCUUGGAUCAAAAUCCCAGGGCUACCAACCAAAUAUUACAAGAAGAACGUCAUUAGAGCAAUAGGAGAGGUGCUGGGAACUGUUAUGAGAAUUGACCACAACACUGCCUCCAGGGCAUGGGGCAAGUUUGCCUGA
Neltuma alba is the source of this 783-nucleotide messenger RNA. RefSeq lists its product as uncharacterized. NCBI's taxonomy places the organism in Eukaryota, Viridiplantae, Streptophyta, Magnoliopsida, Fabales, Fabaceae. The transcript has a single exon. The record is from RefSeq and is a predicted model, not a curated record. The coding region runs from base 1 to 783 and encodes 260 amino acids.